Messenger RNA from Trichoplax adhaerens, 960 nucleotides. RefSeq lists its product as uncharacterized. The record is from RefSeq and is a predicted model, not a curated record. The transcript is spliced from 2 exons. Gene Ontology annotation, biological process: G protein-coupled receptor signaling pathway. Gene Ontology annotation, cellular component: membrane. Lineage: Eukaryota; Metazoa; Placozoa; Uniplacotomia; Trichoplacea; Trichoplacidae. Bases 1 to 960 code for a protein of 319 amino acids. Gene Ontology annotation, molecular function: G protein-coupled receptor activity.
AUGACAUAUUCGUUAUUCUGGGUUAUUCAUAUCCUAAGAAGAAGUAGCAUUUUGGUAUGCAUCGUGUAUAUCGCUACACCAAGGCUAUUUCGGCGAUCAUCAGGAAAGUUUAUAUUUACACUAGCUGUGGUGGAUAUCUUUAUUGGAUUUAUGAUUUUAUUAUCAACUUGGGAUGUGAUGACUUUAAGAAUCUUGUUCUUUAAUAAUAUACACCAAGAUGAUGCCUUUAUUCGAGUCUAUUUUUGCCCAUUACUUGGUUCCGGUUAUUUGAAGUCAUCAGCAUGUACGAUAUCUAUUUAUUUGAUGGCUUUAGUUAGCCUUGAAAGGUAUUAUCUAAUCAAGAAAUCAACUGAUUAUAAAAUAAUUUUUAGCGGAUAUCGUAGUAAACUAAUGAUUACCUUUGUUAUGUUAUGGGGCUGUUUGCUUAAUUUACCCAGCUUGUAUCAUACAUAUCAUGUCGUUACAGAUUGGCCACCUUGUCGUUGGAGACCUUUUCCUGGAGGCCAGUUAGUUGAUAAAUCCUUACAAUUUGUAUUAUUUAUAUUACAAUUUCUUCUACCUGCUUCAACCACGCUAUAUUGCUAUGUGAUUCUUAUUUAUCGUAUGCGCUUUUCACUUGUAUUAUCUAAUAAUGAUGAUUAUAAAUAUCAUCGUUUGCGUCGUCGUGUUACGACGGUUUCCCUAGUUGCUGCUAUUAGUAUAUUUAUCUGUUGGAUGCCAAAUCAGUUGUACGUAGUAAUAGCUCACUAUGAUCCCUUUAUUUAUAACUAUACACUUACGACCGUAACUAAAACUUUAGUUAUAUUUCAAUGUUUUCUUCAUCCAGUUCUCUACACUGCCGCAAAUUAUUACUAUCAUAAACCAUUAGUAGCUGUUAUUCGCAAGCUCUUAUGUCUUAGUAAGAAAUCAAUGCCAUCCCGCUAUCGGCAAAAAGGAGUUUCCUAUGCUUUUAAUCCUUAA